Acaulospora colombiana is the source of this 382-nucleotide messenger RNA. Lineage: Eukaryota; Fungi; Glomeromycota; Glomeromycetes; Diversisporales; Acaulosporaceae. The record is from the annotation of a GenBank genome assembly.
AUGCACGGCGAACACGAGCUGCCCGAUAUUGUAAAAGAGCGCGUUGAAAUGCACGACUCUUCUGCGUUCGCCCGCAAAGUUCAUGGAUUGCGUGCAAAAUUGUAUAAUAAAAAGCGUCAUGCUGAAAAGAUACAGAUGAAGAAAAUGAUCAAGCAGCAUCAGGAGAAAUCCGCAAAACAAAAAGACACUCAAGCAGUUCCCGAAGGAGCCGUUCCUACUUAUUUAUUAGAUCGUGAGGGUCAGCAAAGGGCUAAAAUAUUAUCAAAUAUGGUGAAGCAAAAACGUAAAGAAAAAGCCGGAAAGUGGACCGUUCCAUUACCCAAAGUUCGUGGUAUUGCCGAAGAAGAAAUGUUUAAGGUCGUUAAGACCGGAAAAAACCGAA